AUGCAACAACAACAACAACCAUCAACUCUGGUACGAUCGGAAUCAUCCAUCUCUUCAAUAGGAGUGCAAUCCUCUCAAUCUCAAGAGAGUUUACUGUCCCAUACAAUGUCCACAAAUACUCCUCCUCAUCAUACAUUUGCUCCUUUUUUUCAUCAUCAACAGCAUCGGAAUAAUUUCAGCAACCAUCAAAACAGCUCUUCCGAGGAUUCAUUGUGCAUUACCAUUGAAACAGAACAAGGAGAUAGUACUAUCCAGACAUCAUCAAUCCGAUCUCAACCUGCAACAACAACAACUACUACUGUAACGAGUAUGAAAACACUUAAUCAAUCAUCAACAAAUGCUACGACUCGAACAUUAAAAUCACAACCACCUCAGGAACCAGGCUUGUUUGCAUCGCUUGUGGAUUCUUUAUUGGAAUAUUUUGAGGAUUGGUUUGAAGAUCCUGGAGAAAAGACAGAUCAAGUGGCAGAAGCGAAAACACAAAUGAAUAAUGGAAUGUACUGA
Naegleria lovaniensis is the source of this 504-nucleotide messenger RNA. RefSeq lists its product as uncharacterized. Bases 1 to 504 code for a protein of 167 amino acids. The record is from RefSeq and is a predicted model, not a curated record. The transcript has a single exon. NCBI's taxonomy places the organism in Eukaryota, Heterolobosea, Eutetramitea, Acrasida, Naegleriidae.